Molecule: messenger RNA, 775 nt
Organism: Culex pipiens pallens (northern house mosquito)
Lineage: Eukaryota; Metazoa; Arthropoda; Insecta; Diptera; Culicidae
Product: claw keratin-like
Exons: 2
Coding region: 147-689 (180 amino acids)
Source: RefSeq, a predicted model, not a curated record
CCCGCUUGAGACUUGAUUCUUGAACUUGAAAUAUAUAAAGGCUCGCGAAACCGGGAGAAGCGUAUAGUCACAGCUUGAAGCUUGAGAUUGAAACAACUCUGUCGAUUGGAUAUACUCUACAUUUUAAGUUUACUCAUAGAUAAACGAUGAACCCUACGUACGUCGUGCUGCUGGUGGCCCUCGCCGGGUCGGCCAUCGCGUUCCCCCAGGAAUAUCACCAAGUUCCGAUGCCUCAGGAUAGUGACAUUUUGUUGCAGGUCCCAGCUGGAGAUCCCCCAGCGGAAGUCGUGGCCAAGCAAGAUGCUCAACCGUUGGCUGAUGAGUCCGUGGCCGCCGCUCCUGCUCCUGCUGAAGUUGAACAGCCCCAGCAGCUGGUUGCCGAUGGUGCGCUUGAACCUGCCGCCGCAGACCUGGCGCAGGUCAACGACCAGGAAGUGACCGGUGAACAGGCCGCCCGUCAGAAGCGUCAGUUUGGAUUCGGUGGAAUCGGUGUUGGUGUUGGACUGAUCGGAGGUGGAUUCGGAGGACCAGGUUUCUACGGAGGAUACCCGGGAGGUUAUGGAGGUUACGGAGGUUAUGGACACCAUCAUGGUGGAUAUGGAUAUGGUGGAUACGGUGGAUAUGGAGGUUACGGAGGCUAUGGAGGAUACGGAUACGGCCAUCGUCAUCAUCACCAUCAUCACGGAUAAGCAGUUUGAAAGUUACCGAUUGAAUGAGAGCGAAUGACUCAGAAUGUGAUAAUUUAUUUAUAAUAAAACGAUAACGAAUUCGAUAA